Molecule: messenger RNA, 219 nt
Organism: Necator americanus (New World hookworm)
Lineage: Eukaryota; Metazoa; Nematoda; Chromadorea; Rhabditida; Ancylostomatidae
Exons: 4
Coding region: 1-219 (72 amino acids)
Source: RefSeq, a predicted model, not a curated record
AUGCGAUCGGGAGAAAUGGAAGAAUUACUGGACCAGUUCGAAGAUCAACGGGAGUCAAGAGUGCUGAAGCACAGUGCAAGCUAUGAAAAUUGGCUCCUAUGGUCUCUUAGUGCUCAAUACGAAGUCACCUCUGAAAGGAUGCUAAUGCCACUGGUACGUUUCCUUAUUCUACGAGCUAUUCUCUCCUUUCUGAAGGCUUUCCUUUUCGUUAAGUUGUGA